Messenger RNA from Megachile rotundata (alfalfa leafcutting bee), 2417 nucleotides. RefSeq names its product exostosin glycosyltransferase sotv (gene sotv). Gene Ontology annotation, cellular component: membrane. Gene Ontology annotation, molecular function: glycosyltransferase activity. The record is from RefSeq and is a predicted model, not a curated record. Lineage: Eukaryota; Metazoa; Arthropoda; Insecta; Hymenoptera; Megachilidae.
UAAUUGUAAAUUACUGUGAUAAAAUAGAAAAAAAUUCGACAUGGUAUUUCCAACAAAAAUAGCGCAUAAAGCAAAUAGAAUUUCCAAUCAUUAUUAUAAUGUUUUUGUAAUAUAUUUAUUAAUGUUUACAUUAUUUAUUAUUUUGAUUGCAACAUAUAUCUUUACAUUUGAAAGUACACAGAAGCAUUCAGUAUAUAAUGCUAUUGUUUUUAACGAUUUGAAUUCUUUACCUGUACAUACAAUAGAUGCAGAUUCUCCAACGGCAGAUGCCACAAAUUCAUCUUGUACAUAUUUUAGUUGUUUUAAUGUUUAUCGCUGUGGUAGUCAAGGAAAUAAGCUUUUAGUGUACAUUUAUCCGCCAAAAAUCUAUGUAGAUGCUUUAGAAAGACCUGUUACAAGUCAAAUGUCAAAAGAAUUUUAUCAGAUUUUAUUUACUAUAAUUUCAAGUAAAUUUUAUACACCAAAUCCAUAUGAAGCAUGUAUUUUUAUACCAUCACUUGAUACAUUGAAUCAAAAUAGAUUAAAAUUACAAGAAGUUUCACAAGCUUUGAAAUCAUUACCAUUCUGGAAUAAUGGAGAAAACCAUGUUGUAUUUAAUAUGGUAUCUGGAAGUGUGCCUGAUUAUAACACAGUCAUUGAUGUAUCAGUUGGAAAAGCAAUGAUUGCAGGAGCUGGAAUGUCAUCGUUAACAUAUAGAUCAGGUUUUGAUAUCAGUUUACCAGUAUACAGCCCUUUAACAAAUAAUUUUAAACCAAAUAUUAGUGAUACAAGAUUGUGGUUAGCUAUUUCAUCUCAAAUUAAUAUUAACUCUGCUUUUGAGCAAGAUUUAUUAGAAAUUAAAUCCCUAUCACCAAAGGAUAUAUUAAUAUUAGGACCAUGUUUACAGUAUAGUUCUAUGAAUAGUACAAUUCGAUGUGCAGGAAUAGAUGUUUAUAAAUAUCCUGAUGUACUUCAAACAGCAACAUUUUGUUUAGUAAUUCGGGGUGCAAGACUUGGGCAAAGUACACUUUUAGAAUGUAUGGCUACAGGUUCUAUACCUGUAAUUAUAGCUGAUUCUCUUGCAAUGCCCUUUCAUGAUGUAAUUGAUUGGACUAGAGCUGCUAUAUUUAUACGGGAAGUAGAUAUUUUAUCUGUAAUAUCUGUAUUAAAGAAGGUAUCACCAAAACGAAUUACAGAACUUCAAAAACAGGGUGCAUGGCUUUAUGAAAAAUAUUUUAAAUCUAUGGAAAAAAUUACAGAAACAACAUUAGAAAUACUUGCAGAUCGUGUAUUUCCACAUUUAGCUAGAGAUUACACUUUCUGGAAUGUGUCACCUCGUAAGGAUAUUACAUCUCCUCUUUUCUUACCUAUUACCGCACCAAAAACUCGAGGAUUUACUGCGGUAAUUUUAACAUAUGAUAGAUUAGAAUUAUUAUUUCUUUUAAUUAAUAAGCUUGUUAAAGUACCAAGCUUAAGUAAAGUUCUAGUAAUUUGGAAUAAUCAACAUAAAGAUCCACCACAUUCAUCUAGGUGGCCAAAAUUAAAUAAACCAUUAAAAGUUAUACAAACAAAAGAAAAUAAAUUAUCUAACAGAUUUUAUCCAUAUGAUGAAAUUGAGACUGAAGCAGUUUUGUCAAUAGAUGAUGACAUUAUUAUGUUAACUGCAGACGAAGUAGAAUUUGCCUAUGAGGUUUGGAGAGAAUUUCCCGAUCGAAUAGUUGGUUUUCCAUCUCGAAUUCACAUCUGGGAUAAUGGUACAAGUUGUUGGAAGUAUGAAAGUGAAUGGACUAAUAGUAUUUCGAUGGUCCUAACUGGAGCUGCAUUUCAUCAUAAAUAUUGGAAUUAUAUGUAUACUACCGCCAUGCCAGGUGAUAUCAAAGAAUGGGUUGAUGAUCACAUGAAUUGUGAAGACAUUGCCAUGAAUUUUUUAGUAGCAAACAUUACGAAAAAAGCACCGAUAAAAGUAACACCAAAGAAGAAAUUUCGAUGUCCAGAGUGUACAAAUACUGAAAUGCUUUCAGCGGAUCUAGCACAUAUGGUGGAACGUACACAAUGCAUAAAUAAAUUUUCUUCAAUUUAUGGGUCAAUGCCAUUACAGUCAGUUGAAUUUCGAGCAGAUCCUGUUUUAUUCAAAGAUAUAUUUCCUGAAAAACUCAAAAGAUUUAAUGAUAUUGGAAGCUUAUAAAUGUGUUAUUCAUUUUAAUAAUGCAAGAGGGUAUACUAAAAUGAACGUAACUAGGUCUAUAUAUACGUUCGUUAUAACAUUUGUUUGUUUUAACAUGCAUUAAGGUGUAUGUAUAUUUAGGGGUAAUUUGUUCCAAACCCACAAAUGUGAGUAAUCACAAUUUUCUGUUUUCAUUUUUUAGCAAUGAGAACAGAAUGAAAACAUUCGUGUAUAUUCAUGUAUUUAAAUUUAUUAAAUAUAAUUUGUUGAUUCA